Miniopterus natalensis is the source of this 5251-nucleotide messenger RNA. It is a transcript of the gene CGN, whose product is annotated as cingulin. NCBI's taxonomy places the organism in Eukaryota, Metazoa, Chordata, Mammalia, Chiroptera, Miniopteridae. The record is from RefSeq and is a predicted model, not a curated record. Gene Ontology annotation, molecular function: microtubule binding. Gene Ontology annotation, biological process: microtubule cytoskeleton organization. Gene Ontology annotation, cellular component: bicellular tight junction; myosin complex.
CCGAGGUCUCCUGAACCCUGGAGUGGGCUUGGGUAGUCCAGAGCCCUCUUUCCUCAUUGAGAACUUCUUUUGUCAUCCUGAUCUAUUGGGAGCCAUAUUAACAGUGCGGAAAGUGGGGUGACCUGGAGAAAAAUUAAAAUGCGAUUUAAAAAAAUACAAUGUUACCUACUUUUUCCACCUGAAAUGAAUUUAUAUGUAAAUUACAUCUUGAAAGGCCCAAAGAUCAGGCUCCAAGGCUCUGUCUUCUGCCUUCGCCUGGCACUCAGAAUAAGAGUUUGGUGUGAUGAUAAGUUUACCAAGUGGAGGUCGACUCCCCAAAACAUCACCCAGGACCCCUCCUGCCCAUGGAGCAGGCAUUCACCAUGGCUGAGCCUCGGAGCCCUGUAGACCAUGGAGUCCAGAUUCGCUUCAUCACAGAACCAGUGGGUACUACAGAGAUGGGCACCCCGCGUCAUGGGGGGCGACGCCCAGCUAAGGAUGCAAGAGCCAGUACCUAUGGGGUAGCUGUGCGUGUGCAGGGCAUCGCUGGACAGCCCUUUGUGGUGCUCAACAGCGGGGAGAAAGGUGGCGACUCCUUUGGGGUCCAAAUCAAGGGACCCAACAACCAAGGCGCCCCGGGAGCUCUGAGCUCCGACUCCGAACUCCCUGAGAGAUCCUACUCUCGGGCCGAGCAGUUUUCUGGCCGCUUGCAGGACAGCAUGUCUGAUGAGGAGCCUGGGCCCCACUGGAAUGGACGACUCCUCCGCUCCCAGUCCCAGGCCUCGCUGACAGGCCCUGCCCCUAUGGAUCCUGGCAACAGGAGCACCAGCAUGCUGGAGCUGGUCCCCCAAGGAGCUUCCCCAGGGAGCACCAUUGAUACUGCUCAUCUCUCUUCAGUGGACUCACUCAUCAACAAGUUUGACAGUCACCAUGGGGGCCAGGCCCGGGGCCGGACUGGCCGCCGCAUGCGUUCAGUGCCCCCUGAACAGCGCAAGCGGAGCCAGAGCCUGGACAACCGGCUCCCACGGGACACCCUUGAGGAACGGGAACGGCGGUCUCCCACCCACUGGAGCCCUAGCACAAAGCACGGCAACCACAUGGGCAGCUUGAAACAACCAGUACAGAGCCAGAGCCCUCUCAGUGGCUUUAGCCGUUCCCGUCAGACCCAGGACUGGGUCCUUCAGAGUUUUGAGGAGCCACGAGGAAAAACACAGGACCCUGCAAUGCUGCAGCUCAAAUCAACUCCAGACCUUCUUCGAGAUCAGCAGGAGGCAACCCCACCAGGCAGUGUGGACCAUGUGAAGGCCACCAUCUAUGGCAUCCUGAGGGAGGGAAGCCCAGAAAGUGAACUGUCUGUGAGGAGGAAAGUCAGUUUGGUGCUGGAGCAGAUGCAGCCUCUGGUGAUGGCUUCUUCUGGUUCUGCUAAGGCUCUGGCAGGGCAGGGUGAACUCACUCGAAAAGUGGAGGAGCUACAGCAAAAGCUGGAUGAAGAGGUGAAGAAGCGGCAGAAACUAGAGCCAUCCCGGGUUGGGCUGGAGCGGCAGCUGGCGGAGAAGGUGGAAGAGUGCAGCCGACUGCAGCAGCUGCUGGAGAGGAGGAUGGGGGAGGCCCAGCAGAGCACUAAGGAGCUCCAGAACAUGAAGCUCCUCCUGGACCAGGGUGAAAGGGUACGACAUGGGCUGGAGACCCAGGUGAUGGAGCUGCGGGACAAGCUGAAACAUGCCCAGGGUCCCGAGCCUGCUAAGGAAGCACUAAUGAAGGACCUGUUAGAGACCCGGGAACUUCUUGAAGAGGUCUUGGAGGGGAAACAGCGGGUAGAGGAGCAGCUGAGGCUGAGGGAGCGGGAAUUGACAGCCCUGAAGGGGGCCCUGAAGGAGGAGGUGGCCUCCCGUGACCAGGAGGUGGAGAAUGUCCGACUGCAGUACCAGAGAGAUGCAGAGCAGCUUCGUCGGAGCAUGCAAGAUGCAACCCAGGACCAUGCAGCCUUAGAGGCUGAGAAGCAGAGGAUGUCUGCCCUGGUGCGGGGGCUGCAGAGGGAGCUGGAGGAGACCUCAGAGGAGACAGGGCAUUGGCAGAACAUGUUUCAGAAGAACAAGGAGGAGCUUAGAGCCACCAAGCAAGAACUGCUGCAGCUGCGUAUGGAGAAGGAGGAGAUGGAAGAGGAGCUUGGGGAGAAGAUAGAGGCCUUACAAAGGGAAUUAGGGCAGGCCCGAGCUGGUGCUGGAGAUCCUCGCCAGGUGGAGGAGCUCAAGAAGGAGCUGCGCCGGACACAAGAGGAACUUAAGGAGCUGCGGGCAGAGCUGCAGAGCCAGGAGGUGGCUGGACGACACCGGGAGCGGGAAUUGGAGAAGCAGCUGAGGGUCGAGGCUGAUCGAGGCCGGGGGCUGGAACAGCAGAACGUCCAGCUACAAAAGACCCUCCAGCAACUGAGACAGGACUGUGAAGAGGCUUCCAAGGCUCAGAUGGCAGCAGAGGCAGAGGCAGCAGUGCUGGGGCAACGUCGGGCAGCAGUGGAAACAACGCUUCGGGAGACCCAGGAGGAAAAUGACGAAUUCCGACGGCGCAUCCUGGGUCUGGAGCAGCAGCUGAAGGAAGCUCGAGGCCUGGCGGAGGGUGGGGAAGUGGCGGAGGCACGGCUUCGGGACAAGGUGCAGCGGCUAGAGGCAGAGAAGCAGCGGCUAGAGGAGGCCCUGAAUGCAGCUCAGGAAGAGGAAGGGAGCCUGGCAGCAGCCAAGCGGGCACUGGAAGUGCGGCUGGAUGAGGCCCAGCGUGGGCUGGCCCGCAUGGGGCAGGAGCAGCACGCACUAAACCGAGCCCUUGAGGAGGAGGCGAAGCAGCGGGAGGUGCUCCGGCGGGGCAAGGCUGAGCUGGAAGAGCAGAAGCGCUUGCUGGACAGGACUGUGGACCGACUGAACAAGGAGCUGGAACAGAUUGGGGACGACUCUAAGCAAGCCCUGCAGCAGCUCCAGGUCCAAUUGGAGGAUUACAAGGAAAAGGCCCGGCGGGAGGUGGCAGAUGCCCAGCGCCAGGCCAAGGAUUGGGCCAGUGAAGCUGAGAAGACCUCUGGGGGUCUGAGCCGGCUUCAGGAUGAGACCCAGAGACUGCGGCAGGCCCUGCAGGAUUCCCAGGCAGAUCGGGACGCAGCCCGUCUGGACAAGGAACUGCUGGCCCAGCGGCUGAAGGAACUGGAGCAAGAGGCGGAGAACAAAAAGCGCUCCCAGGAUGACAGGACCCGGCAAUUCAAGGGCCUUGAGGAAAAAGUCUCAAGGCUGGAGGGAGAGUUAGAUGAGGAGAGGAACGCUGUGGAGCUGCUGACCGACAGGGUGAAUCGCGGCCGGGACCAGAUAGACCAGCUAAGGACAGAGCUCAUGCAGGAGAGAUCUGCUCGGCAGGACCUGGAGUGUGACAAGAUCUCCCUGGAGAGACAGAACAAGGACUUGAAGAGCCGGUUGGCCAGCUCAGAAAGCUUCCAGAAGCCCAACACCAGCCUCUCUCAGCUUGAAUCCCAGAAUCGGGAGUUGCAGGAGCGUCUGCAGGCUGAAGAGAGGGAGAAGACAGUCCUGCAGUCCACCAACCGAAAACUGGAGCGAAAGGUUAAAGAGCUGUCCAUCCAGAUUGAUGAUGAGCGGCAGCAUGUCAAUGACCAGAAAGACCAGCUAAGCCUGAGGGUGAAGGCUUUGAAGCGGCAGGUGGAUGAAGCAGAAGAGGAAAUUGAGCGACUGGACGGCCUGAGGAAGAAGGCCCAGCGUGAGCUGGAGGAGCAGCAUGAGGUCAAUGAACAGCUCCAGAAUCGAAUCAAAGCUCUGGAGAAGGACUCCUGGCGCAAAGCUUCCCGCUCAGCUGCUGAGUCAACCCUCCAACACGAAGGGCUGAGCUCAGAUGAGGAAUUCGACAGUGUGUAUGAUCCUUCCUCCAUCGCAUCACUGCUUACGGAGAGCAACCUGCAGACCAGCUCCUGUUAGUUCGAGGUCCACAAGGCCCAGAAACCACGGCUUGAGGCCUGUCCUGGCCAGCCCUGCUCUGCCCUGCCUCAGAUUCCUCAUUCUUGCAGGGGACCCAAUCAUUCAGACCUGAGACAGGGAGGGGUGUGAGUGAUGGUGAUAAAAGGGUAUCAGCGCUAAGGUGGUAGAUGGACUUUCCUUUUCCUCUGGGGGAGUGGGUAUUUUAGACCACCUGAGCCCUUAAGUGCCGAGCCCUCCCUCUCCUCUCUUACAGAGGCAGGAUGGUCAGCAUAUAGAUUGAGGGGGAUUGAGCAGGACAGGGAGAGAAAUUGCCAUGUAUGUAAAGCUUUAUUUCUUUAGCCCUUAACCCUUAGGCUCAGGGAAAUACCCUAGGUGAUUCUGCUCCCUUGACUCCUGUAACCUACUUUCCUCCCACUCUGGAGCAGGGUGAGGGGAAUGUUAUAAGUAAUGGACACGCUGGCGUGGUUCUACCUGCUCCUCAAUGCUCCUUUUUGCACAGUCAUGGGGCCCAUAUGGUAGCCCCCACUGCCCUCCAGUCCUAUUUUUUUGUCUUCCCCAAGCAAGUGGAUCCAGGAGACCCUUUCUCCUUCCCUUUCCAUCUUCACCACUCCUAAAUUCCUUCUUUCCUCUCAGUGCCUUAGCCACAGCGAGGACAUAAGGAUGCUCUUCUUGCCUUUUAUACCUGCACAUUCAUACCUCUCCAAGGACCAGCCUUUUCCCAUCUGGGGCCCUCAGCCUUUCCUGCAGCCCCAGUGACUGGUCGAGAGAGCUACUGGCUUCUCUGCCGAUAAGCCCCUCUGAGAGGGACUUUGGUAGCGCCAUAAUGAGAUGCUGGGGCCUGGUUCUGCUCAGGGUUUCCAUCCUUCCUCCUCUCCCUCUGUGACUAUGGAUGGGUUUAUAAGGUGGUUGUACCUGGGAACCCUGAUAACUGUCAACACGAGUUGAAAAGCAAAGGUUUCAGUCCUCCCUGUAGCCUUUCUUGUGGUUUCUCUGACCAGAUAUGCCCAUCCUCAGUGGGGAACCGAAGGACCCUCGUCUCAGGAGCUUGGACCUGAUACAGGGCUUCCUAACUGGGGCUAGAGGCUGACACUUGGUAGAAACGGGAAGAGGCAAUGGAGGAUCUAUUCCUCCUUUGGGUUUUGGGGUGAGCCCAAAGGGGAGGAGGUAAGGGAGAUGAUUCACCUCAUUUCCUAAGCAGGCUCUGUGAAGAGCCUGGGGGAAGAAGAAGGCUGUUCUAACCAAUGACUUGUAAUUUCAUGAUUUAAAAAAUUUUCUGCAAAUCAGAUAUUUUCUCCCAAACCAAUCCAGCC